GAAAGAGAGAGAGAGAGCAUGGGCCAGUGUGGGACAAAGAGCAGAGGUAGAGGGAGAAGCAGACUCUUGGCUGAGCAAGAAUCCCAAUGUGGAGCUCAAUUCAGGACCCCAUGACCAUGACCAGAGUUGAAGGCAAUUACUUAACCGACUCAGCCACUAGGGUGCUCCUAUUUUUGAUUUCUUGAGGAUCAUCUGCACUGUUUUUUGUAGUGGCUGCACCAAUUUACAUUUCCACCAACCACCACUAUAGGGUUCCUUUUUCUCCACAUCCGUUUUCAGCAUUGGUUAUCUCUUGUCUUUUUGAGUUUGGCCAUUCUAACAGGUGUGCGGUGUUAUCUCCUCGUGGAUUUAAUUUGCAUUUUCCUAAUGACUAGUGACCUGGCUCCCUACCAAUUCCAACAUAAACUCAACCCCAAACCAUGUUUCUCAUGUCAUGAGAAAAAGCCACUGUGAGUUAGGACAGACCCAUCUCCCCAUCUCUUGGUAUGGACCAUCCCAUAUCUCUGCACCUUGAAGAGGCCCCUGGUCAUCAUGCAAACCCAAAAGGCACACCAGCAGCCAGUGCUUUGGCAGACCACCCUCUUGUUACACAAUGACCCCUUGUACCACUGGAUAGAGAGGAGAAGCCCAGUCUCAGCUUCACAUGGCACCAACGUCCCAUCAGCCCCUUCAAUCUCUGGACCUUCUUGUCUGUUGUCAAUCCUCUGCCCUAUGAGUCACAGUAGAUUGAACUUUUCAAAGAAGAAAGAAUCCAAACUGAGGUGCACAUGGGAUUGGUGAUGUCCAUGUCUUGAGAAUAAGCAAACACACAGGAGGGAAGAAGCCUGGGGGAUUUGUACCCUGGUGCGGAACCCAGGAACUAAAUGGAACCUUUGAAAGCCUCUGAGGUCACAGAGCCAACUUGUGUGGCCAGAGGAGAGCAGGGGUCCCAUGGGGACUGCGGGUGCUUGGAGCUGCAGGCUGGGGGGUCCUAACACCACUGUGGUCACCACUGAUACCUGAGAGGAUGGGCUGCUGUGGGCUCCAUGCUGGACAUGAUCCAUCCUGACCACAAGGAAGUGACAUGUCACAGGGGUGAGGAAGUCCCACGGAGGAGAAAAUGCUCUAGUGUGGCUCCAUUGUGUGGGGUGAGUGUGGACAGUGAGAAGAGCAGAUGUUGAUUGUUUAAGGGGAUGGCAAUCCCAAUCUAGAUCUGGACCCCGGAGCUGUCUUGUCCUCGGGAUUGAGCAGAUCUGGUGCACUAGGCCCAGGACUCUGCCUCAGCUCGUGCUGCUUCUGUCCCCAAGCUUCCUGCACCCCAACCUCCUUGAGUCAGCGUGGAAGAAGAUUGUGAGACCCAACAGAGGCAGGACGAGGAAGCAGAGAGACCCCAGAAAGCAGAAGUGGGCCCUGCAGAGGGGACCCUCUGUGAGGAGGCUUGAAAUUAUCCCCCCUCACUAGCCUGGCAUUGCUGUGGGUGACGUCUGUGCUGCAGACAUGACCCUAGGGGAUGGGAGGUCUUGGCUGCCUGCAGCGCUGCUCCUUCUGCAGGUCCCAGGCUUUGUUUCCCAGAUUCUGAAUAGUCCCAUCUCCCUGGUGGGCACCGUGGGGCAAUCCGUGAGUGUGGUAUGUCCAUAUGAGAAGAUCUACGAAAACAAUACCAAAUACUGGUGUAAAAGCCCAUGUUUGUGGAAGAUUGUGGAGACCGCAGUCCCAGAUGUAGAAGCAUGGAAUGGCCGUGUGUCUAUCAGAGAUGUUUCUGCAACCCUCUCCUUCAGAGUGACCAUGAGGAACCUCAGAGAGGAGGAUGCUGGGACAUACCGGUGUGGGAUUGAUACAUCAGAGUUUCCAGGAUAUUUGUUCGACCUCACCUACCCAGUUGUGGUGACUGUGACCCCAGGUCUUCACACGGUCCUGCUAGACCCCACAUUGAAUACCGAAGCCUCCGACGACUACUAUGCCUCCAGCCUAUAUUCUGGGUCCCUGCUCAGCUGCAUCUACUUCUGGCUCCUGGUCUUCCUGGAGGUGUCCCUGGUCCUGAGCAUGCUCACUGCUGUCCUCUGAUGGAACAGGCCUCAGAGGGGAUCUGGUGGGAGGCAAUAUCUGCCUGAUAAUGACUAUUGGUAAUACCAAUUGCCUAUUGACGACCUGCCCAGGAACACAGCCCAUCUGAUGGAUGGGAAUGGCCUUCUGACCAACACAUCCAGCCACCAUCCUUAUUUUAUUCCAAAUACUCUGUAAACUUUUUUGUAAAUUUUCCUGCAAAGUAUCAUAGACACAAAGACUGUUCCCAAUAAAUGCAUACUCCUUGAAGCCCAAAUACUCUUCAACCCUUGGAUAUAUCGUGAAUAUUUCUGAAGUCCCUCUGAGGAAACCAACUAUGAAUUUUACAGUCAUGUUAUCCUUGUUUUCUUUAUGGGUUUGCCACAUAUUUGCAAAUUAUUUACUCUAGGUCAGUUCAUAAAAGGCACCAAAGUUAAAAAAAAACAAAACAAAACAACUUUUAUUUCCAAGGUGAUUGGUCUUCUUAUAAUACUUCUUUCCCAAGCCAUCACCCUUUUUAUAUAAUAAAAAGGUCACUUAUUGCACAAGCCUCCCUGUGAAUGGUGUUUAUGUAUUCCAGGUGUUGAUGGGGUCCCUAUGCCUCUGACAGGCCUGGGAAUGGGAGAAUGGGAGAAAAAAAUCAAGAC
Molecule: messenger RNA, 2669 nt
Organism: Mustela lutreola (European mink)
Lineage: Eukaryota; Metazoa; Chordata; Mammalia; Carnivora; Mustelidae
Product: CMRF35-like molecule 6
Exons: 4
Coding region: 1477-2043 (188 amino acids)
Cellular component (GO): plasma membrane
Molecular function (GO): transmembrane signaling receptor activity
Source: RefSeq, a predicted model, not a curated record